Molecule: messenger RNA, 1434 nt
Organism: Pollicipes pollicipes
Lineage: Eukaryota; Metazoa; Arthropoda; Thecostraca; Pollicipedomorpha; Pollicipedidae
Product: lysine-rich arabinogalactan protein 19
Exons: 3
Coding region: 36-1016 (326 amino acids)
Source: RefSeq, a predicted model, not a curated record
AUGCACGCCCCGGGCCAGGCCGGGUCAGAGCAGCCAUGCAACGGUCCGUGCAACACCUCCUGGUGGCCGCCUGCUGGCUCCUGCUGUGGCCGACACCAGGAACAACAACGCCAUUGCUGUCUGUCAGCGGUAGCACUGCGCAGUUCCCUGCCGCGAGCGUGGGGGCCUCCCAGGAGCCUCUGCGGGUCACACUGAAAGAUGGCAGCACGGUCGAAGCACUGCCGUGCAGCACUGCCGUGGUCCUAGCCCCGGUCUACACGCGGCCCGGCUGCCAGCCCAUCACCGUCCUGCUGGAGUUCUCCGACGACGGCCGCUUCGUGGCGCUGGUGCGAGGCCGGGCGGCGCUCGUGGACGCUGGGACGGCACUGGCGAUACUGCAGCAGGUGGCGAGCCGGCUACAGCCGCCCGCCCGGCUGGCGCUGCUCGGGCGAUCCGUGGUGAUCGUUUGGGACGUCGUCAGCACGCCGCCGACAGCGGCACCGACUGCGAGCGGUGGGAAGCCCACGCCGACACCGACAGCUGGACCGCCAGCGCCGGACCCGACCGUCGUGACCCCGACGCCGACGAACGUCACUGCGACGGUGAAGCCGGUCACGGAGACUCCAGUGGUGACACCCACCGACUCACUGCCGACGGCCGGUCCCGUCGUCACACCGGCAACACCCACAGAUCCCACUCCUGCUCCCACGCCCCCUACUCCUGCUCCCACAGAUCCCACUCCUGCUCCCCGGCCCCCUACUCCUGCUCCCACAGAUCCCACUCCUGCUCCCACGCACCCCACUCCUGCUGUCCAACGCCCCACUCCAAGACCCACAGAUCCGACUCCUGCUCCCUCUCAUCCCACCCCUGCUCCCACCCCCUCGCUGAUUCCAAUUGACCCUAACGACCUUGUGGGUCUGAUCAACAGCAUCAGGAACACGCCGGGCGCCAAUGUGACCACGGUGUCGGGGGAGUCGCGGAACCGGACCCGCACCGUGACCGUGACCAACGACACGGUCAUCCGUGAAACGGGGUGAUUCCCCCCCCCCCCCCCAUCCUAGGGGAUCUUGGACUCUACCGUCGCCGACAAGCCGCUCACCGACAGCGAAUAAGAUUAAGAUGCGUGAUGAUUUCACUCAACACUCUGUGUGUGGUGGAACUGAAGCUCUCAGAGCCGGAUGCGAUCCAUCCAUCGUCCUGUGCGUGGCGGAGCUGAAGCUCUGAAAGCCGGAUGUGGUCCAUCCAUCGUCCUGUGUGUGGCGGAGCUGAAGCUCUGAAAGCCGGAUGUGGUCCAUCCAUCGUCCUGUGCGUGGUGGAGCUGAAGCUCUGAGUAACAGAUGUAAUCCAUUCACUGCCCUGUGCGUUGUGGAGCUGAAGCUCUGCGAGACGGACGCGGUGCGCGGAGCGCGGUACCAAUCGGCAUCUUCACGACAGCGAAUACAGCUGUCAAUACCA